ACCGUAGGACCGUAGGGUAUAUAUAACAUAGCUCGCUGGUCACAUCAUUCCCUCGCUGUGCAUGGCUCGAAGACCUUCGAUUCAUCACCCCCUCCUCGUGCGAACGCCGCGAUGUUCCUGCGCCUCUGCACGUGGAUCACAUGGGUCCGAGCUCUUGGCAUCGCUCCGGUGUCGACCGGCGUGGUCGAUGGUGUGGGGGACGUGAACUUGUCCGUGCGCGUGGAUUUUGGAGAUGACAACUCCAACUGUGGAGAGCCCAUUUGCGAUGCACUGAACACAUCAUGUCUCGCGAAAGUUCCGAAGCUGCAGCUGGAGCUGUGCCAGUCCUUGGGUUCCAUGUCCGUGGAGUAUGUCACCACUCCCACGGAGCAGGUCCGACACCGACGUUCGUGGGCGCCGCACGACUCCUGAAGGUGAGCAAUUACUUCCAGAGCAAUGACUGCACCGGCAGCAGCAUCUCCUCAGAAAGCGUUCUGCAGGGGGCUUGUACCCCUCGCAGCAGUGACAAGGAAGCCCGUCAAUACUUUCCGCUGGUCGGGGUGUGCAACAAUGCAUCAACGGCUGCCUUUCUCCAGCGCUACAUCUCUGAAACGCCGCUCUACGGAUCAGCGGAAGAGUUUCCGACGGAUGUGUGCCUGAGCAACGGUGAAGCAGAAUCCAAGGUCUACAGCAUCCAUGAAGAGAAGGUGUUUCGUGUGACAUAUGGAAACAACAACUGCACUGGCUCAGCAGAGAGCGUCAAUGACAUCACCAGCCGUGCUAGCAUCUUCGGGGUUUUUUUGCUUGGACUUUGCCACCGUGAACAUCGACUGGAACUUGGACGGCAUCCUGAACAACGAUGGUCGCAAUGUCUCGCAUGAACUGGUGACCACGACCACGAGCACGACCACGACCACGAGCACCACCAAGAGCACGACCACGGUGACCACGACCGAUGGAACCAGCGCCACGACCUCGAACGAGACCAUGUCGGAGAACGGGACCACCACAGGCUCUGCAGCAAUCGGAGGGUCCCAAAGAAGGACCUUCAUGGGGGUUUGGAUGAUUGCUUUCAUGUUCGUGAAGUAGUUUUGUCUCACACAUGUGCGAACUGUGGGAACCCCACAUGAUGAGAUGCCCAACGAC
Molecule: messenger RNA, 1125 nt
Organism: Durusdinium trenchii
Lineage: Eukaryota; Dinophyceae; Suessiales; Symbiodiniaceae
Source: the annotation of a GenBank genome assembly